Molecule: messenger RNA, 936 nt
Organism: Caenorhabditis briggsae
Lineage: Eukaryota; Metazoa; Nematoda; Chromadorea; Rhabditida; Rhabditidae
Exons: 2
Coding region: 1-936 (311 amino acids)
Biological process (GO): embryo development
Molecular function (GO): protein binding
Source: RefSeq, a predicted model, not a curated record
AUGAAUGUUCAUGAAGCCGAAAUGGCUUUUCUGCAACUUUUUGAACAACUUGAGAUUCAAAGAAAAUCACCAAAAAACCUAUUUCCACUGUUAAAGCUUCCUCGAGUAGUGUUACUCGAAUGUAUCGAAAAUUUGAAUGUUUUGGAAAUAAUAUUCUUCUCUCUCCUCUCAAAACGAGCCAAAUCAAUUUCUAAACUCAUUCGUUGGUUUCCUCUGCAUAUUCGUUUGACGUCCGAAGACAGAAAUCGAACUUUCUUGAGAAUAAUCGAUCUUUCCAGGGGUUGGAAGCGAGAAUGGAUUAUUAUAUUUCCUAAGGAUAAAGACUCAACGGAAUAUCCUUUUCUUAAAUAUAGGCAUUAUCCUCUAGUAUAUCAUUGUUCAGUUCCAAAUAUCGCUACUAAAGACAUAACGCAGAUGACUGAACACGUCUGUGAAGUGUUUCGUUCUCCAUUACGUGAUAUUGAAAUUUUUGAACAAUCAAUGAUCGAGUGGCUCAUCGAUUUUCAACCAACAAUUCGAUAUGUUUGGAUUCCAGACGGUGUUAUCAACUCUCCUGAGCUCUUAGAUCGUAUGUUAAAAAAUCUGAAAAUGAUGAUUCGUUUUGAUUUGGGAUAUAUCAAAACAGAUGAGAGUAUACAAAUCAUGAAACCGAUUUCAUCUCGUUCCAUUAUGAUUUGGAAAUCCUAUUGGGUUACUUUGCCUGCAAUUCUCAAUGGGACCAAUUCUAUGAUUCGUUUAUAUGGGUCAAGGUUGACUCCAAAGGAUAUCAACACUAUAUUGAAGGAAUGGCAGAUGGGAUCAAAACUUUGCAAUUUGAUAUAUCUGGAAGUUCAAACCUCCAUACUCAUAGAUGAUGAUAGCUAUGCAAAUGAGGUUUUGAAAGAUUUAAAUGUGACGGCUAGUGAUGGAUACGAUGGAAGACCUACGGCAGUGUAA